UAAUUCUCACUGAAACGGCUUGUGCGGAUGCGUGAGCUUCGUGCAAUAUGAUUCGGGGGGGAUUCGGACGUUAACUGUAACUCAUUUUUUGAUUUAGAAGGAUUAUUACUCUUAUUUUUAUUUUACCAGAAGCUCUUCAGAGACAAACUGGUCAGCAGCCCUUCCUGCCCUGCACCGACACAUUGCUCCCAGUGUGAGUCUGUGCACCUGCUGACUGGCAUCCUGUGCAGAUCGUCUCGUCAGGAUCCAGAGAUAACUCCACCUGGAAACGAGUUCGGAUGUGGCAAGCAAACUGCAGACGGAUGCAUAAUUUAGCAGACUGGAUUUCGGGGACAGUGAUGGGAGGCUGUGUGGGGAGGAGUAGGAUGGAUGGACAAGGGAGUGCCCGCAGCUCGACGAGGAGCAAAAAACGUGGAGGACGUAAUGAACCCCUCAAGAAGGAGCGCCCAAAGUGGAAAAGUGAGUACCCUAUGACGGAGGGCCAGCUGAGGAGCAAGAGGGAUGAGUUUUGGGAUACAGCCCCGGCUUUCGACGGGCGGAAAGAGAUCUGGGAUGCACUCAGAGCAGCCGCCCUGGCAGCGGAGUGCAAUGACCUGGAGCUAGCACAGGCUAUAGUGGAUGGAGCCUGCAUCACUCUGCCACACGGCUCCCUCACAGAGAGUUAUGAUGAACUUGGCAAUCGUUACCAGCUGCCAGCGUACACUUUAGCCCCGCCCGUCAACCUCAUCAGUGAAACGUGCACUGACAACAAAGUGACAGAGAACACACAGAAACAAAACCAACCCCCUGUGUGCAGGCAGGAGUUCCAGCUGAGGGUCCGACUGUCAUCAGGGAAGGACGUGCGUCUGACAGCCAGCUUGGCCGACUCCAUCGCCGAGCUAAAGAAACAACUGGAGGAGCAGCUAGAAAUCGACGUGAGCCACCAGAGGUGGUUCUUCUCCGGAAAGCUCCUGACCGAUAAGACUCGCCUGCAAGACGCCAAGAUCCAGAAGGACUACGUGGUCCAAGUGAUUGUCAACACGAACCCUCCAGUCAUAGCUAACUGAGGACAGAGGAUUAUAAAAGGACGUGCCAGGGAUAGGAGUUAGGGUUUGAAACCACUUUCAAGUUGGUCCUGCAGUUGAACUUUGUGUACAUUUUUAUAUAAGAAAUAUUGCUUUUAUAUUGCUCCUUUUUGUAUUUUUUUCCUUUUUUCCAAAUGAAGUAGGAAAUAUUGAAAAGCACUGAAACACUUUAGAGUAGAAGUAGAGUCCUAAGAUGCACAUCCCAGUGUCUGUCUGUCCGCCUGUCUUUCUGUUUUGUGUUGACAUCAACUCACAGCUCUAAUGUUUACACUGGUCCCCCUCCUCUUCAUGUGUUUGUAUUUGUGCUGAAUUGAUAAAGUGAAUAUGAUUCACAUGGGGACCCGAGUAAGGAAAAUCCAUUCUCUCUCUUCUUAUCUUUCCUUUUUUUUUUAAAGAUUUCUGUCAUGCUGUUUGAGAAGUAAUGUAAUUUAACUGGCAACAAACUGUAGAAAAAAACUGUAAAUAUCAGUUUCCCUUUGUGUUGUUUGGUCAUGUAUGUAUGUAUGUGCACUCUACAUUUUCAAUUCACAGCUGUAUAUUCAUGAUAAAGACACAGAAUGUAAUGACAGGCACCUUUCUAAAAGGUAAUCAGAGACGAUCAGAUCCGUUUUUUUUAAUGCCAUCACUCCAAACCAGAUACUGUAGUUGUAUGUACAAUAUGAUGCUCAUUGUACUUGAAUAAAUUAUCAAUAAAUAUUGUAAAUUUAAA
Molecule: messenger RNA, 1773 nt
Organism: Notolabrus celidotus (New Zealand spotty)
Lineage: Eukaryota; Metazoa; Chordata; Actinopteri; Labriformes; Labridae
Gene: ubtd1a
Product: ubiquitin domain containing 1a
Exons: 5
Coding region: 279-1046 (255 amino acids)
Molecular function (GO): protein binding
Source: RefSeq, a predicted model, not a curated record